Messenger RNA from Exophiala mesophila, 1879 nucleotides. RefSeq names its product serine/threonine-protein phosphatase PP2A catalytic subunit. The record is from RefSeq and is a predicted model, not a curated record. The transcript has 2 exons. Gene Ontology annotation, cellular component: cytosol. The coding region runs from base 336 to 1325 and encodes 329 amino acids. Gene Ontology annotation, biological process: peptidyl-serine dephosphorylation; mitotic cell cycle. NCBI's taxonomy places the organism in Eukaryota, Fungi, Ascomycota, Eurotiomycetes, Chaetothyriales, Herpotrichiellaceae. Gene Ontology annotation, molecular function: protein serine/threonine phosphatase activity.
GUCUGCGUGUCUGCGUCUCUGUCUGCGCCCUCAACCCGCUUCAUUAUUCCAUGUCAUUCAUCCUUGUCUCUUGAUUCAAACAACAUUCUCACCAUCUCGACCCUCGAAGCUUCCUCCAUACACUUUCAAUUCCAUCUUGACAGUCUUCCCUCUAUCCUUUUUCAAGACUUCUUUUCCACCUUUCCAUCUCCACAGCCCUCCCACGCUCGCCCCCGACCUAACACACUCAUCACAACAAUCGCCAGCUCUCACACGACACUUUCAUCUCCGACCUCACCCCUCCUGACCAUCCACCGUAUCUCCAGUACUCAUCCUGACUGAGGCCUCACCCAGUCAUGGAUUCAAAAAUGGACGUUGACGUGGGGAAACCUGCCCAGCCUCACGGGCUAAGUCCCGUCUCUGACCCUCAAUCAAUACCAACUCUCGAUGGCUGGAUUGAGAGCUUGAUGGAGUGCAAACAACUGGCAGAGAGUGACGUUGCUAGACUCUGCGACCGCGCCAGAGAAGUUCUCGAACAAGAAUCCAACGUCCAGGCCGUCAAGUGCCCCGUCACCGUCUGUGGCGAUAUUCAUGGCCAGUUUCACGAUCUCAUGGAACUUUUCCGUAUUGGCGGGCCCAAUCCUGACACCAACUACCUCUUUAUGGGAGAUUACGUAGAUCGAGGUUACUACUCAGUCGAGACCGUCACUUUGCUAGUCGCCCUCAAAAUCAGAUACCCCAAUCGAAUUACCAUCCUACGCGGAAACCACGAAUCGAGACAAAUCACACAAGUCUACGGAUUCUACGACGAGUGCUUGCGAAAGUACGGAAAUGCCAACGUCUGGAAAUACUUUACAGACCUCUUUGACUACCUCCCCCUUACCGCCCUCAUUGACAACCAGAUCUUCUGUCUCCACGGUGGACUCUCUCCCAGUAUCGAUACCCUUGAUAACAUUCGAUCCCUCGAUCGCAUCCAAGAAGUCCCACACGAAGGACCAAUGUGCGACUUGUUGUGGAGUGACCCUGACGAUCGGUGUGGAUGGGGAAUCAGUCCUCGAGGUGCUGGCUACACAUUUGGUCAAGACAUCUCCGAAGCUUUCAACCACAAUAACGGCCUGACGCUGGUCGCCCGAGCGCAUCAACUUGUCAUGGAAGGAUACAAUUGGUCCCAGGAUAGAAACGUCGUGACCAUCUUCUCCGCCCCUAAUUACUGCUAUCGUUGCGGUAAUCAAGCUGCCAUCAUGGAAAUUGACGAGCACUUGAAAUAUACUUUCUUACAAUUCGACCCCUGCCCGAGAGCAGGAGAGCCCAUGGUCAGCCGACGAACCCCAGACUACUUCUUGUAAGCAUCCUUGUCGGCAGACGUUGCCAAUGUUCUCUCCAAGGCCGAUCUCUUGCAUCGAAAGACUCCAAGACUCCACGACACACACCAUAAAAUUCCAAAGACAUCCGUGGAUGGCCGCCAUUCUCCAUGCCACUACUCUCUCAUGGUCCAAUACAGGUGGACAAUGUAUGCUAUGUCUGAAAAGCUUUCCAACCAAGUUCAACCCAAUCACGUCUAGGUUUCAUGUGCAUGGGUUGGGGUGGCACAAUGAGCGAUGACUCAGGACUUGUGUCUGGGUUCCGACUGUGAUGAGACUGUCUCUUUAAUAGAAGCAGAGACAUGGUCCAUCAGUUGAUGGACAGACGUCCCGAUCUUGUACCUAGAUUCUUCAAAUGACAAACAAUGACCACUGGUGUUGCAUGGGUCCGAUUGUUGAUGCGAGUUGAUUCUUGUUUUUGAGGGAUGGACUGGUCUAUGCAUGCUUGUCCAUGGUCUGACGGGUAGAGUUGCUCCGAUAGAGAGACACCACUCACUAAAGACUAAUAAAUACAUGAUGUGGUUUCCGAACAAAUCUCA